AUGACUAGUUCAUCAGAAAUGACUUAUUUUAUUAUCGGUGGUAACCGUGGGAUUGGUUUUAAUUUGGUCAAAAUUUUAAGCGGUUCUACGGAUAAUACUGUUAUAACCUCUAUUCGUGGAUCACCUUCAUUGCCUAAGAAUAAACAAGUGGUGGAUUUAGCAAAAAUCAGGAAGAAUAUCCAUAUUGUCCAGCUUGACCUUACAGAAGAUGAAAGCAUUGGCAAUAUUGCAAACGAGAUCAAGAAAACGCCAUCCUUUUCGGGUAUUGAUGUCUUUAUCGCAUGCUCUGGAAUAUCUGAUUCUUAUUACGAGGUCUUAAAAACUCCCAAAUCGGUGUGGCUCAAGCAUUACAACACAAAUGCCCUCGGUCCGAUACUAACCCUUCAAAAAGUUUACCCAUUGCUUCUUUUGAAAAAGGCACGGAAGAUAUUCUUUAUCUCUAGUGUUGCAGGGUCUAUCAAUGGAUUUGUACCAAUUUCUGUUUCCGCUUAUGGUCAGUCGAAAGCUGCCUUGAAUUAUGCAGUAAAAGCGCUCAGUUUUGAGUUGAAACCGGAGGGUUUUACUGUUGUUGCUUUUCACCCGGGUAUGGUAUCUACUGAUAUGGGCCAAUCUGGUAUUGAUCACUUUAAAGAGAAAAAUAUAGACGUAAGCGGCAUAGAUAUUAUCACACCGGAAGAAAGUGCCUCUGCGUUAGUUAAUGUCUUUGGAAAAAUUUUACCAGGGGAUAAUGGGAAGUUUUUCAACUAUGACGGCAGCGAAAGCGUCUUUUAG
This is a messenger RNA of Saccharomyces paradoxus, 771 nucleotides long. It is a transcript of the gene OSI1, whose product is annotated as Osi1p. Gene Ontology annotation, molecular function: oxidoreductase activity, acting on the CH-OH group of donors, NAD or NADP as acceptor. The transcript has a single exon. Bases 1 to 771 code for a protein of 256 amino acids. NCBI's taxonomy places the organism in Eukaryota, Fungi, Ascomycota, Saccharomycetes, Saccharomycetales, Saccharomycetaceae. The record is from RefSeq and is a predicted model, not a curated record.